This is a messenger RNA of Mustela lutreola (European mink), 1697 nucleotides long. Its product is annotated as keratin, type II cuticular Hb5-like. Gene Ontology annotation, cellular component: keratin filament. The record is from RefSeq and is a predicted model, not a curated record. Gene Ontology annotation, molecular function: structural constituent of skin epidermis. Lineage: Eukaryota; Metazoa; Chordata; Mammalia; Carnivora; Mustelidae. The transcript is spliced from 5 exons. Gene Ontology annotation, biological process: intermediate filament organization; keratinization. Bases 793 to 1365 code for a protein of 190 amino acids.
AAAAAAAAAAUGGUUUGACAGCCAGUACCCUAAACAACUUCUUGUCGAAGCACAGCAACAGAUAACGUACCUAAAAGUUCCUACCAGCGGUAUUAGCACAAAAACCAAAGUACCCAUGUGUGUAUACCUGUAGGAGAAUGGAGAAAGAACUACAGCAGUGAAAACAAACUAACUAACUAACUAACUAACUAACUAACGUUACAUGCUUCAAAAUCUCACAAACAGAAUGUUGGGGAGGGAAAAGCAAGUCAUAGAAUGUGUAACUCUACUGUUAUAAAGUUUAAAGUUAGGCAGAACUAACCAAUUGCUUAGGGUUUCCUAUGCACAUGGCAAUAAAGAACAGCCAAGGAAUGCUUAAUACAAAAGCCCAGGAUGCUGGCUACUUUGGAGAUCGGAUGGGUUCAGAGACAGAGGAUAUUGUGAUCAGGAAGGGUCCCAUGUGGAGCUCCGAAGCCACGGGUGGGUACGCCACGAUUAUUUUUAUUACUGCUCCCCAUUUCUCACUCCAUACGCCCAAACUACUUGGCUCCACACAUUUCCCCCACCUGAAGGACCCUUCCUUCCCUCUCCUCCUCCUUCCUUCAAGACGGGACCUCCACUCUUCCACCCGGGCUGACAGAACAGCCCCUUCCAGCCCCUGUCAGAAUUCUGCAAUUAUAACAAAGUGAGGUCACAAAGCCCCUAGGAAGGAGAGACUACUUCCUCAGAGGCAAGGAUUCUGGGAGCUGCUUGGGCUGAAGCUGGGCUUUGGUGCUCACUGGAGGCUUGGAGGAGACAACAGCUCUCUUCAUCAUGUGCGAGGAGGUACAGGCGACCGUGCGGAAACCCACGCAGCACCUGAGGCACAGCAAGGAGGAGCUGAACAGGCUUAACCAGGCCAUCCAGCGGCUGACUGCGGAGGUGGACAGUGCUAAGAGUCAGCCCUGUGAACUAGACAGAGGCACAGAGCCACGGGCUCUGCCGGAGGAGGGUGCCUCAGACAGCGCCCAGGGCAAGCUGGCCUGGCUGGAGGCCGCCCUGCAGAGAGCCAAGCACGACAUGGUCCGCCAGCUGCGCGAGUACCAGGAUCUCAUGAUCGUCAAGCUGGGCCUGGACUUUGAGAUCGCCACCUACCGCAAGCUGCUGGAGGGCGAGGAGAGCAGGCUUGGUCUGGGAUUUGGGGCAGGGAGCUUCUCCACUGUCUUCUCAGCCCUGGGAAACGCUUCCACCUGCGGACUCGGCUCAGCCUCGGGCCCCGCCCGCCUGCUGCCUCCCGGAGCGGAUUCCGGCGCCCUGCAGACCGGCGCCCCUGGCGGCGGCUGCGCGCUCUGCGGCUCCCUCGCCUGCCUCGGUGGCUUAGGCUGCCGAGGCACCCGCGGAUACUGAAUGUUCCUGCCCAGCUGUGGAGAAGUCAAAGACCCCUAGCUCCUGCCCCCAAGGACUUGACCCUGUGCCUCAGACGCCCUCUCCCACGGAACUGGACCUCACUUCAUCUUUCCAUCAUGGUCACCCCCCCCCCCCCCAACCUCACCCCAGAACGGAAAGUCUUGGAAUCUAGCUUACGGAAUGGUCACUGCCCUGUCCCCUGGGUGAAAACAGCCGAGACGCUGUGCCACUGGGGAAGCUUGGUGGUUUACCUGGACCGAGUACCCUGCUCCUCUGACCCACCCCCAGACUCCUCUUUCCCUGGGACUCCUCCUUUGCAAUAAAAAGUUCUU